AUGCUACUCCGUAGUAAAGACCGCCCUCGAAGUGCGUGCGCAGGCCCCGACUCGACCCACCGGAGCCACCCAAACUCCGCAAUCGCCGACCCCAAAACACCACCGACCACCGCUCAACGCUCAAAGAAACACAACACCGCGAUGGCCACCCUCAAACCGCCUUCAGCACAGCGCCGCUCGUCAUCCUCACAUCCUCCCGCUGGUCCACCGAAAGCCCCCCUGAAGGCCGAUGCCUCGGCCACAAUCGCAGACACCGCAGUCUUUCAGGGAACAUACCCCAUCACCAUCGGCGCAGGGACCGUCAUCCACCCGCGCGCCCGAUUCUAUGCCUUCGAGGGCCCAAUUUCCGUAGGCGACGGAUGCAUCGUCAGUGAAAAAGCCAUAAUUGGAGCGGCACCCGGCACAUCACGGUCGACCGGUCCAUCACCGUCCGCGUCAACAGGGCCGUCCCCCACAUCCUCAUCCACCAAUGUCACAUCCCCCGCGUCGCAAGUCCAAGGACACAAAACAGCCACCCGCAUCUCCUACUUUGUCACCAUCGGCCCGCAUUCCACCGUUCUCCCCGGCGCAACCGUACACUCGUCCGCCACGGUCGAGUCCCUGGUAACUAUAAACCGAUAUGCGGACAUCGGCGCGCACUCCAAGAUCUGCUCUGGGUGCCAGAUCCCCGCGAAUGGAUGCGUCCCCGAGUGGACGGUAGUCUGGGGCUCCGGGGUUGGACAGCGGCGGAAAAGAGCGCGCGGCGCGAAAGAGCCUGCGCCGGCGGUCGUGGUUGCGGCGCAGGUUGCGCAGAUACCUGUGCCGCCGCCUGCGCCGGAAGGGAAGGUCAUUGAGGAUGCGAGGCUGAUGGUGCUUCAGAAAGAGAGGGAGGUACUCGAGCGAAUGAUUGUGCCGGCUGGGGCUACAAAGAAGAAAUAA
This is a messenger RNA of Penicillium canariense, 918 nucleotides long. Its product is annotated as transferase hexapeptide domain protein. Gene Ontology annotation, biological process: mitotic spindle organization. Lineage: Eukaryota; Fungi; Ascomycota; Eurotiomycetes; Eurotiales; Aspergillaceae. The record is from RefSeq and is a predicted model, not a curated record. The transcript has a single exon. Gene Ontology annotation, cellular component: dynactin complex. Bases 1 to 918 code for a protein of 305 amino acids. Gene Ontology annotation, molecular function: dynein complex binding.